Molecule: messenger RNA, 1863 nt
Organism: Vitis vinifera (wine grape)
Lineage: Eukaryota; Viridiplantae; Streptophyta; Magnoliopsida; Vitales; Vitaceae
Product: receptor-like protein EIX1
Exons: 3
Coding region: 1-1863 (620 amino acids)
Molecular function (GO): protein binding
Source: RefSeq, a predicted model, not a curated record
AUGGUUGGAAGGUCCGUUCAACCACUUAUUGGGUUUAUUGUGCUUUUACUAUGUUCCAAACCCGACCUUGGAUCCUGUAUUCAGGUUGGUGAUGCUAAAGUUGGGUGCAUAGAGAGGGAGAGACAAGCUCUCCUUAAGUUUAAAGAAGACAUUGCUGAUGAUUUUGGAAUUCUUUCUUCAUGGAGGAGUGAAAAGAACAAAAGAGAUUGUUGCAAAUGGAGAGGAGUCCAGUGUAGCAGCCAAACCGGUCACAUAACCUCGCUUGAUCUCAGUGCCUAUGAAUACAAAGAUGAGUUCCGGCAUUUAAGAGGUAAGAUUAGUCCUUCAUUGCUUGAACUGCAGCAGUUAAACCAUUUGGACCUUAGUGGCAACGAUUUUGAAGGGAGGUCUAUGCCUGAAUUUAUUGGUUCCCUCACCAAAAUGAGAUACCUCGAUCUCUCUUCUACUUAUUUAGCUGGACCUCUUCCCCAUCAACUUGGAAAUCUUUCAAACUUGAAUUUUCUUGAUCUCAGCGGUAAUUCUAAUAUGAGUUCUGAAAAUCUCGACUGGCUUUCUCGCCUUUCUUCUUUAACACACCUUGGCCUGAAUCAUCUUAACCUUAGUAAAGCCAUCCGAUGGGCAGAUGCAAUUAAUAAACUUCCUUCUCUCAUUGACUUGCUCUUAAAAUCUUGCGAUCUCCCUUCCCCCAUCACUCCAUCUCUUUCCCUUGUUACUUCUUCAAUGUCUCUUGCCGUCCUUGAUCUCUCUUGUAAUCAGCUCAGUACUUCGAUAUACCCAUGGUUGUUCAACUUCAAUAGCAGCCUUGUUCAUCUUGACCUCUCCUAUAAUCAUCUGCAGGCUUCACCUCCUGAUGCUUUUGGGAACAUGGUUUCUCUUGAAUACCUUGAUCUCUCUUGGAACCAACUUAAAGGUGAGAUUCCGAAAUCUUUUAGUAGCAGCCUUGUUUUUCUUGACCUCUCUAAUAAUCAGUUACAAGGUUCAAUUCCAGACACUUUUGGGAACAUGACCUCUCUUAGAACUGUCAACCUCACUAGGAAUCAACUUGAAGGUGAGAUUCCAAAAUCCUUCAACAAUUUAUGUAAUUUACAGAUACUGAAGUUGCAUCGAAACAAUCUUGCUGGAGUGCUUGUAAAAAACUUGUUGGCUUGUGCAAAUGACACAUUGGAAAUUUUGGAUUUAUCUCAUAACCAAUUCAUUGGAUCACUCCCUGAUUUGAUUGGAUUUUCAUCGUUGACAAGGUUGCAUCUUGGACAUAACCAACUAAAUGGGACUUUACCUGAAAGCAUAGCACAGCUAGCUCAACUUGAAUUGUUGAAAAUUCCUUCAAAUUCAUUGCAAGGCACUGUCUCUGAGGCCCACCUCUUCAGUCUCUCCAAAUUGCAACGUUUGGACUUAUCUUUCAACUCCCUGUUGACUUUGAAUUUGAGCUCAGACUGGGUUCCCCAAUUUCAACUCACUCAUAUAUUUUUAGCCUCUUGCAAACUGGGACCACGUUUUCCAGGCUGGCUUAGAACUCAGAAAGGUGUUGGUUGGCUUGAUAUCUCAGGUUCUGGAAUUUCGGAUGUCAUCCCCAAUUGGUUUUGGAAUUUCACUUCCAAUUUGAAUCGGUUAAAUAUUUCCAACAAUCAGAUCACUGGUGUUGUGCCGAAUGCAUCAAUAGAAUUUUCUCGUUUCCCUCAAAUGGAUAUGAGUUCAAACUACUUCGAGGGUUCAAUACCAGAUCAAUUUCUUCGUUGUGUGCGGUUAGUCGCGGAGCUUCGGCCUAUCUUGACCUCUCGAAUAAUCUGCUGUCAGGAUUUUGGGGAAUCUGUGGCACUUUACUCCUCAACAGCUCAUGGAGAAAUGCCAACUUCAUAUCCUUGA